This is a messenger RNA of Athalia rosae (coleseed sawfly), 1814 nucleotides long. Its product is annotated as G-protein coupled receptor Mth-like. The transcript has 5 exons. Lineage: Eukaryota; Metazoa; Arthropoda; Insecta; Hymenoptera; Athaliidae. Gene Ontology annotation, molecular function: G protein-coupled receptor activity. The coding region runs from base 239 to 1783 and encodes 514 amino acids. The record is from RefSeq and is a predicted model, not a curated record.
GGCUUUUCAUUUGAAGUAACGAUAUUCUCAGUCCAAGGUUACAGCGAUAAAAUAAUACAUAUCCUUGCUAUCAGAAAGGUUUUAGCAAUCGCAAUUUCCUGCACGCGGAGAUAAUAGAAGAUUGCUUAUGACCGCGUUGAACAACAGCAAUUAACGCUUUACAAGGAGUAAUUUUGCCGGACUCUCAUAGUUCUGAAACGUAACCGAACCUCGGCGGUGGUACGCAACAAAUCCGCGAAUGUUAUUCACGGAUGGAAUGAGUAUAGUAAAAAAAAUUUUUAAUGAGACUGCGAUCCAGAAUUCACUGUCGCUGGAAAUGAGUUUUGAAACUUAUCUUAUCUUCGUUUUCACAUUUUCGUUAAUUGUCAACACCGGGGAACGUAGCUGCGGACGUUCCACGUCCGCGGAAAAACAUUCCGACGGCUCGAACGAAUCCGAAGAAAAAUAUUUCGACGACUCCGACGAACGCGAAGCGGAAUGUCCCAACCACUCCGAUCGGUCGGAAACACCUCGGCAUGAGAAAUGCAAAAGGACCGACGACCAAUGUGGGCUAAAUACGUGCAUUCAAUUUUGCUGCCCUGAGGGAAAUGCGUGGGAUAAGGGCGCCUUCUGUUCGUCGGACAAAUCGAUCCUAGAUAAUGAUAAGUUUCUCGUAUCGCUCGCCGAGAAGCUGAACGACGACGGAGACGAGCCGAAGGACGCGGAUAAUGACACCGUCGUCGGGGUGGACGAUUUAUUUUUCGUCACUUACGAUCCCUGCUCCGUCAACUGGAUGGUGUCAGGAAUUCUGAACGAUUAUAAAUUAUACGCCAACGGUUCCAUUUACGACAGACACCGCGAAAACGAAUUAACUUUCGACGGUUAUUGUCUGUUCUACGAAUCGGGAUCGAAAUCGUAUUCCGCAAAAAUUUGCAAUCGGGCAGAGAGCAACGAGGACUGGGACGCCUUUUUCGCCGUAUUUGCCAUCCUGGCAAUUCUCGCUUUGAUUUUGAGCUACCCGAGUUUUUCCAAAGUCGGAGUUACCCACCGGCAGAUAUUCCAUUCUUACUCGAUCACCUUUCUUCUACUAUACGCAGCCGGAUUGGGACGAGAAUUCACCCCGGAGGAUAGACAAAACGCUUAUUUAUUUACCAUUUACGAUAUUCUCACGGUCUACGGUUACACGUCCUGUAGUCUCUGGCUCAACGUGAUGGGCUUCGCUAUUUGGCGAUCGCUUCGGGCCUCUCGUCUCGACAAUAAUCGUGCCGGUGGAGCGAGGAGAUAUUUGUGGCAUGCGUUUUACGCUUGGACCGUCCCCGCGAUUCUUGUAGCCUGUUGCGAAAUUAGCUUGGACCACUUGUCGUAUUUUCGCAACGACAAGUUCGCCUGGAACUUCAGAACGUGGUGUUACUUCGCAUUUGUUACGGUAGUAUUCCUUGUAAACGCUGUCUUAUCGGUAUUGACGACCGCUAAAUUCGUUAAGUAUAAAAAACGAAUCGCGAAUUUACCGCCAGGAGCAGAGCGCGAAAACGAUGAGAGGGACAAACCGUGGUUCACCUUGUGCAUAAAAAUGUACACAAUAAUGACCGGUGAUUUGAUGAUCUACGUAUCGACGGAAGCUUUAUAUUUAUUAUCCUCUGAUGAUGUGGAGGUCCGCGAAUACGCCUCGCAACACACGUCGGAAGCAAUUAUGCUAUUUACUUUCUUAGUUUGGAAGCAAAACUUAACGAGCAGAUUAAAAAGACUUUGCUGCCGCAGAGAAAGAAAAUCGAACGAAAAUCCAGCCCACGAUAAUGCGGCAUAGCCAAUUCAGGAUUAUAUUAAAUUUAUAUCGA